Linum trigynum is the source of this 10240-nucleotide messenger RNA. The record is from the annotation of a GenBank genome assembly. Lineage: Eukaryota; Viridiplantae; Streptophyta; Magnoliopsida; Malpighiales; Linaceae.
CACAACAAGCAAGCAUACAACAUGCCUGCUUCUACCGCAUACUUGAAAUAUCAUUCAUAGACAAAUCAAAGAUCAUAAUCAUCAAGAUCCAUGUAAUAUCAUCAAAUCAGUGCUAGAGCUCAUCUACUCCAAACAAUAAGACAUGAUUAGUUCAUGGCUAAUGGUGAAACUACCAAAGGAGUGAAGAAGAACCGUUUUCCAUCAUGAGAGACUUGAUCGAAUGCUUCAAGGUGACUCUUUUGGGGUAGAACUUGUGGAAAACCUCCUCUUCUGCUCACUAACUUGUCUCUGAUCGUAUUAGGGCUUGCAUGCCCAAAGUCCCUCAUCAAUUAGGCGUAAUAAUGCUUAAAUCGUUAAGACAAAGAGUCGUUGAUGGGUACGGUCAUGGCCGCGAGGCUACCCAUGGGUGAAGUACUCUCCCGACACUUUUAGCAACACGAUGUCACUUUGGAGGAGAGACUGCCAUCAUUCAUGAUCCAAGGGGUGUUCACGGCCUAAGUAACGGUCAUGGGGUGUUCACGGCCCGAGUCGCGAUCGUGACAUUGGUCGUGAAUGGCUUGACACAAAUUUUCUUCAUCCUCAAUUGCUCUGCCUUCCUCACCACUCUUUGUCUAAGUCAUGGCCAUGGGGUGUUCACGGCCCGAGUCACGGUUGUGACAUUGGUCGUGAAUGGCUCGACACAAAUUUUCUUCAUCCUCAAUUGCUCUUCCUUCCUCACCACCAUGCCAUAAGAAGUCUGCACAGAUUUUAUGCACUCGUUUGAGUACAUUUUUGGGCAGCAGGAACACCUGCAUCCAAAAUUGCAACUCCCAUAACCACUGAGGUUAAUAACUGCAACCUUCAUGCAUAGCAGAGCUUUUUAACCUUCCAGAUUUUAAUUUUCCGAGUAAUUUAAUCCACCAACCUAUCGCAUUCAGCAGAAGAGAGCUUGCCUGAAACAGUGGAAGACCCAAAUAUCGAACUGUAAGCUUGCACUCCUAGAAUCCUGACAACUUAAGUGCAUUUUGCUUGAAUACCAUAGAGCAACCCCCAAAAUAAACUUCACAUUUCCUGGGGUUAUAUUGUAACCCAGAUAACUCAUAAAAUUCCUUGAGAACACUAUGCACUACAACAAUUGCUCUAGCAGAACCCUUAGUGAAUAUUAAAAGGUCAUUAGCAAAGCUAAGAUGGGUGAGCACAACCCUUUUACACUGUGGAUGAAUGGAAGAGACCCGGAAAUAGCUGCAGCAUUAAGAAGCAUAGAUAACCCUUCCAUGACAAUAGUAAAAACAUAAGGCGACAGGGGAUCACCCUGCCUAACCCCUCUCUUGGCCCAAAGUAACCGCACAAUCCUCCAUUCACACAAAUACUAAAACGAGCAGUCUUGACACAUAAUGAAAUCCAUUUGCUAAAGUGAUAUGAUCCCAAUUGGCCAGCUCUACACAUUUAAAUUACUUGACAAAGAAGCUAUCGAAGUUGGGAAGAAGAAGGGCAAAAUUUGGCUAAGUCAAAUUCCGUGUUCAUGGUACCUACUUUGGAAGCCCGUAUCUCACAAAUGGCUCAAUGGAAGUUGGGGAUCAAGAGCUUGUUUUACAUAUAAAGUUGCCAUAUUUCCAAUGGUAUACUUAUUGGAUCCAGAAAAUGUCAUUAAGGUUGUUUUCCAAGUCCUCAAAGUUGCUACCUCAAAACUGGAAAACUGACAGAAAAUGGUCAAGGCAGAAAACUGUUUUGAGAUACCAACUUUGAAGGCCUAUAUCUGGAGUUUGGAGCAUGAUAUCGAGCUGUUUCAAGUUGGAGAUGAAAGAGAGAGUUUUCUUCUACAAAGGAAAGGAAUUGUUUGAUUUCGAAUCCACCUAGAAGACCAUUUUCGAAUGGCUCAAAGAUGCUAUGAAGCCUGUUUUCCUAAGCAGACUUGCUUGUUUUUUAAGUCAGUUUCUUGGCUUGCAAGUUACCUUGUUUUACACGAAUUCUUUAGCCUUUUCCUGCUCUAAUUAGUUUCCUUGUUCAUGUAGGGUUGUAUUAGGUUUGUAUUGUCUUUAAAUACCUUUUCAAUUCACGUUGUAAAAUAAGAAUUAAUUAAUCGAAAAGAAGCCGUUUGGUUUUGUGCAAGUUGCGACUUGUUUGAGCUUGGUGGAUUCCAAGCUUGUCACCUUUGUAUCGAUUGAAUAUCCUCUUCAUUCGUGGUCGAGCAGCUACCCUUUAAUCCAAUCGAGCGUUCCCCAGGUGUGGAAUCGUCCUUUUGGUUCCGUUUUAUCCAAGUUUUAGUUGAAUGAAAAUUGCUCCUUUGUGAGAAUUGUGUUCUUUGAGUUGUCUCUCAAGAAUCAAAUCCUUGAGUUAGUUUUGUGAGGAUUCCAUUGCUAAUUCGAGAACCCCUGUCAAACUUUUCUGUGAGGAGGCCAGAAUCGUUUAACAAGCUUCUUAUCAAUCAAGUAAACACCUUGAUUGUGGCGAAGUUCUACCUUUUCCAUCAUUAUCGUUCGAGAGUGUGUUUGCUGCGUUACUUUUAUCAAAAGCGCCCCCCCUCUGGGUGUUUAUCAUAAAGCUUACUGGGAACCCCAUGAUAUCCAACAUUAAUAACAAAUAUUCCCAAUUAAUCAAAUCAAAAGCUUUCAUUAAGUCAACUUUGAUAGCACAACGAGAAGACAAUUGUUUGUUAUGAUAUCCACUAACCAAUUCUUGAGUCAUUAGUAUAUUGUCCACAAUUCUUCUACCCUCAAUAAAAGCAUAUUGGUUACCACUUGUAACAGUAGGGAGAACCUUCUUCAACCGAUUUGCCAGGAGUUUAGCAAUUAUUUUGUAUAGCAAAUUAAUGCAAGAGAUCGGUCUAAAGUCUUUCAGAGCACAAGCAGAUGGAAUCUUAGGCAAUACAGUAAUGGCAGCAGAGUUGACACUACUUGGCAACCUUCCCAAAUGAAAGAAGUCUAACACCGCUGCAGUAACAUCCACAGCAAUAAUAGCCUAGGCUUUCCUAUAGAACCCUGUUGAAAACCUUCCCCCAAAGAAAGCCAAUUUGAUACGAGAUUUCUGUUUAUACAUGCUCUCUUCAACCUUCUUAAGUUCAAGCAAACGUGUUUCCAGAUCAACCACCUACUUAAAAGAUUGUUCAUAAGGAUCAUCCAAAGCUUUUAAAUGAGCAUAAUGUAACUGCCAUUCCAUCUCCUUCACCUGUCCACCUAGAUCACCAUAUACUUCUUUAUUAAAUCGUUUUAACAGCUUCUUGGCCUCAUUCAGUCUAGCCUUUACAACCAUAAUAGGAACACCCUACGGUUCCAGCUCCCAAGCCUGCUGGAUCAGAUGAAGGAAUUGAGGGUCCUCUGUCCAGAAUUCAAAGAAUUUAAAAGGCUUUGGAAGAGAUUUCUGCACAGGCUUCGUUGCAACAAGUAUUCCUCGGUGAUUAGUAAACGCUGUCGGCAGAAUUUCCACUUUGCAUUCAGGAAACUUAUCAAACCAACUCUCAUUAACCAAAGCUCUAUCCAGUUUCUUCGCAAUAGGAUUAUUUUCUUGCUUAUUUGUUCAUGUAAACUGAGGUCCAACUACUAUGUGAUCAAAUAACUCCAUGCUAGCCACCUAGUUUUUGAAAUCAUCUAUACAAUUCGUGUUAUCUAUAGGAUUAGAAGUUUCCCCCUGGUAUCAAUACAACACUGAAAUCCCUACCAACUAGUCAUGGAAUCCCACUAACCUUUGUUUGACAUUUUUCUGGUAAGUCACCCUUGUCUCCAUUUCACCAUUUGAUCCAUAAACAGUAGUAAAGAACAAAGAUACCCCAUUCCACCAAUUUAGCCAUGCAGUGCACAAAACUCUUCCUAGGCAACAAAAUACUAACAUUCGCUACAUGCGGAUUCCAGAACAACCACACUCUCCCCAACUCAGAGUCCACAUAAUUGAAAUGCCUCUUCCAGUCCUGACAAAAAUCAACCACUACCUCAUCCGCCUUUAUUUCCUAACUCUCGUCUCAAGAAUUGCUACUACAUCUACUUUAUUUUUUAAUGCUUAAGUUUAACUUUUUAUUAAUAUUUUUGAUGACGUCUAUUGCUCACUAUGUAAAGUUAAUAUAAUAAAUUUUGAAUGGAGAUGAACUAAGUGAUGAUGUUUUUUAACAAAAAAACUAAGUGAUGAUUUUGUAUACACUCAAACAUACAUUGUAUUGAAACGUGAAAAAAAUAAAAAUUGGAAUCGUUUUGUGAAAAGUGGAAAUGUUUGUGACCAUACAUGCUAAUUACCUCACCGCAGUGCGACCGGGAGAGAGAGGGGAUUCCAUUUCGUUUGUGGCAACAGAAGCAACAGCUGCUGCAGUGGGGGAGAAGUCGGUAUCAGCCGUACAUCUCAGCUCUGCAAGGUAGAAGAUAACCGAAUCGGAAAGGUCAGCCUGCCUGUUCCUCUUCUUCUGAAUUUACAAACCCUACAUCUGUUUCCUUCUCAGGUUUGUCUCCCAUUCUUGCGUUGAGUUCCUCAAUCUCAUUCCGAAUCUGCGGCGCCACCUCUUUCUUUCUCUUAUUUCUUUCCCUCGGUUGUCCUUUUCGUAUUCCAUUAUGGAAGGUCGGCCGAAUUCUGUUGAAUUCGCGCCACAUUUGUUGGCUCAAUCUGUGGUUCAAUGGCUCGAGGGACAUGUUAGUUUGCCUGCAUUAAGCGGAAAUUUUUGAAAAUUUUGCUAGGUUAUUGAGCUCUGCUUUCAGGAUUAGCGAUUGAUCGUGCGAGAUCUCUGGUUUUCCAACGGUUCAAUUGCUACUACUAAUUUGUUGCUGCAACAGUUUUGUCCUCUUUCCCCUUUGGGGAUGAUUUUUGGCUUCUGUUUUUUCCUCUAUGGCUGCUCCUCUCUCUCCACCCCGGUCAGUGGACUGUAUCCGUCAAAAUUCAAUCUGGUUGGCUACCCUUUCUCCGAUUCGCUUGAAUGGUUGAUGCUGCGGAAUUCUUAUACAUGUUUGUGUAUAUGCAUGGUUAUCCAUCAACGAACGGCCUUCAUGCUGUUGCUUUCUCGGCUGCUUGCAUUUGAUUUUAUCGCGGAUUCAUUCUUGGGUUUGUAUUUGAAGUUUGGGUGUCCAUUGACAGGCUUCGCGAUUGACCAUCCUGCUUUGAGGGGCUCAUGACAUCGUCCAUGCAUGAUCUUUCUGAAAAAAAUGAAGCGGAUGAGCAACAGAAAAACUCAGAAGAUCAGAUUCAAUCUCUAUCUCCAGCAGCAGUGACACAUCCUGGUGUUGCAUCCCAGAAGAUUCCUUUCUCGCCUGCUCCACAACUUGGGUCAGGACAAGCUAUGGUACCCCAAGCUUAUCCCUAUCCAGAUCCUUACUGUAGAAGCAUAUUUACUCCCUAUAACUCCCAGUCAUAUGCCCCGCAGCCAUAUGGUGCGCAAUCUAUGGUCCAUGUUCAACUAAUGGGAAUGCAGCAAGCUGGAAUGCCUUUGCCAUCAGAUGCAGUUGAAGAGCCAGUAUUUGUUAAUGCAAAACAGUACCAUGGUAUAUUGAGACGCCGACAAUCACGUGCGAAAGCAGAAUCAGAAAACAAAGCUCUUAAGAACAGAAAGCCAUACUUGCAUGAGUCCCGGCAUCUCCAUGCAGUGAGAAGAGCUAGAGGAUGUGGUGGCCGGUUCCUCAACUCGAAGAAGAAUGGGAAUCAACAGGAAGAAAACAACACUGGAUCGGGCGAUAGGACGGAAUCGAACAUCAAUUUGAACUCCGAUAAAAGUGAUAUGGCAUCCCCUGAAGGAAGGAGUUAGUACUUUAGAAUAGGGCAAGAGGCAGUGCAAGCAAGCGAUACAUGACGACGACAAACAUAUAGUUGUUUAAUAUCAUGCUCGCUGAGAGGGAACCCUAUAUCCACCACUCUGGUCACGUAGCACGAUAGCAUGUAUAGCAGCAUCUUUUCUCCAGAGGCAGUGAGGUGUUUAGGGUGAGUUCCGGCCUUCUGGGGCAGCAGGCAUUGUAAUUAAGGAUCAGAAAGGUAAAAAUAGGUAACUUGGAAUGGGUUUUAUUUUGAAGCAUUUUCUAUUUUGAUGACAGGGAAUAGAACUGAUACCGCCACCAGUUUGCUUCGCCGUAUUGUCCGAUGUAGUGUCAGGCUGGCAGGUUUCCUCGUCCACGGGAGAGUUUCUUAUUGUCUAAUAGCUUCGAGCAUGAUCCUUAAACCUUUUUGUCUAAUAGCUCAGUUGAAGCAUUGUUGUAGUCUCAGCAAAGAUGUUUGCAGUGCCCGCGACAUUUGCAAUGCCCGUGUACAGACCCUCCUGGAAACAUACGAUCUUCACGGUUUGGGUGUUGAAAUCCCGGUCUGUCAGACUUGAUAAUCUUCGCGUUUUUGACCAUUUUGUUUCCUUUUCGCCCUCUUUCGUUCAACUUUCGAUCUUGGUGUCAAGAUUACUCUCUUAUGUUUGAAACAUGACAAAACACAAACAAAUCCUCCAUAAACUAGCUCCAAUGAUGGUGCAAACACAUCAAACAUCACAAGUAAAGGGGUACAAAAAUGCGUAAUCUAAUAUGCAUCAGAGUGAGUAAAGAUAAUUGAUUAAUUUGUUUUCUGAAAUUAGGAGAAGUUAUAUUUUCAAAAUCCCCCCCUAUCCAAUGGAGUCUAUAUGAAGAGGUGAUUAUUGACCCAUCAUAUUGACGAAAUCAAACCCAUAAUGGCUUAAUCACUCCUCAGAUAGCAUCAAUGUUGAAUCAAUAUAUAUGUUCAUCCAAAUAAAAAAAUCAUUAUUGACUCUUGUAUACAUAACUAAGUUAGCCAACUACUUGCAAAUCAAUUAUACUGUAAAAUACAUACCCUCCCAUCAUAUUGAUGAAAUCAAACCCAUAAUGGCUUAAUCACUCCUCAGAUAGCAUCAAUGUUGAAUCAUUAUAUAUGUUCAUCCAAAUAAAAAAAUCAUUAUUGACUCUUGUAUACAUAACUAAGUUAGCCAACUGCUUGCAAAUCAAUUAUACUGUAAAAUACAUACCCUCUCUUUGGGUGUAUAACUGGCAGAGCUCCAAACCUGCAAUUCUUACUUCCAUCACCAGAACUUAAACCCUAAUUAGUAUUGAAACUUUACCAGACAUAAAUAUAAUAUUUUCCCCAUAUAUAUAGUUGGUGCCAGAUGUUUGGUUGUGGAAAAAACCUUUUCCCACACUUCGUUUCUCCUAUUUAUAGCCAUCAGUUGUAACUGCUCUUGUAACUGUCGGCUGGCCGGUUGCUUCAACCGCCUCGGGGUCCCAUCACCACCUUGCUGACUAAUUGGUAACUUUCUCGUUCUGUUCACUCCUAUUUUCUUGGGGCCCCUUGUCAUGUCUUGGUGACUGGUUGGUAUUUGAUGGCAUCGAAACCAGGUUGGUGGUGAGUGUUAUCACCUUGUUCUGACCGGAUUGUGGUUGGGACUCUUUGGCUUAACCUCCAUGACGAAGUCGCGAUCACACCCUUGACAGACCCAUAACUCCACACUUAGAUUUUGUUGCUAUCGUCUUGCUCUUCUUGUCUCGGGAUCGCCAUCUGUUUGAUGAUAUGAGAUAGUCUCCUCCAUGAUGGCUUGGUACCACCAUAUCCUUGUUAACCUAGCCUCUUUCCCCACCAAGGCUCUCCAUUUAGUCUUAGGGAGCUCCUCAUGGUUCUAACUUGUCAUCUCAGUGUCAAGCCCAUCGUGUCGGCUUCAUGCUUCCUGAUACCCUACUCCCUUCCCCUGUCGGUAAGCCACUCUUACAACAUUGUUAGUAAGUCUAUCCUGUCACUUGGUACACCAUCAUCUUGCCAUAAAAACAGUGUUUCCAACUUAGUUAGUCUCCAUAUGUCCCCUAAGGGGCUCGAUACCAAUUCCUCUUGUCAACUCGGGUACCUUGGCAGACAAGUCUCCACACUCGAGGUUCCAUACCUAGUCUUGAGAAUCUAAGAAUUGUCCAUGAUGGCUUGGUACCCCGUCAGAUGACCACCUAAGGUGGUCUUUAGACUUAGUUUUUUUAGAGCUCAUCAAGUUGGGACCUUGGCGGCCUACUAGCCACCUUGGGUUGGCACCUUGCCAGCUUGAUCUAUAUACUUAGUUUUUUGGAAGGUUUGAUAACUUGAGACCCGUCAUGUCUUGCCAGCUUGGUACCCUCUUUCUUGGCUACCAAGCCAGUUUUGCCAACUUGAUAUCCAUACUUAGUUUGUGUAUGUCUCUCUAAUUUGUACCCGAGUUGGUAUACAGGCCUCCAGCUACCAGUUAGUCUUAUUUCCAAACUUAGUUUUUUAGAGCCAUAUAUCUACCAACUGGCUUGUUACAAGGAGAGAUGCGUCAGCUAUCGAGACCAUGGGGACGGUCGGCCACGUACCUAGGCCAAGGAGAGGGAGUUUGGUCACUUAGGCAAAAAAAACUCAACCCAAUAAGGCUCAUCUACCUCAUUUAAUGAAUGAUGUUGAGCUGACCUUAUAAAUCCAUUAAAUGUCUUGUAAUUAAUCGGUGGGGUAGGAGAUUAAUUUAUAGGUGUAACCAAAUGCCUCCAAUAACUUAGUGCAUACGUAUUAUGCACUAAGUUGUUGAGACCAACUUAACCAACUAACAAUUUAACCAAUCAACUCCCGUCCCGUGUGGCAUGAUUCGUCACAUCCAAUUUCAUUUGUAUUUACAAAAGAAGUGUUGGCUUAAGGACAAAAAACAACCACUUCUUUGCUCGGCGGUUUGGUGCCAAAAAUUGAAGCUCUUUCAAUCUCACUAUCUUUGUAUUUCUACUCUUUGAUUUGGUGUGUAGAGGGUAUGAGAGGUCAACUGUUUAUAAGAACCGAGACCCCUCAAAAGGUAAAUAUCUCCUUAAUUAAAUGCAUCCGAUAAGAUAAUUACCUCAUUAUCUCUCAAAUAUUCCUUUUCUAUCAAUUAUCUUUUUUAACGUAUCUGUUAAGGGUACGAAAAAAUUAAAUUCAGAAUUUCUCCAAAAAAAUUAGUGUCAAACCAAUCCAUCCACCCGACCGACCGGUCAGACACAUGACGUGCGCACGUGGUGUUCCAUUAGGAGGGCAUGUCCCUCAGAGAAAGAACUCAAUCUUUAUACACCUUUAACGUGUUCUCCCAGCAAUAUGAUAUUCUUUCCUUAAGAAAUAUAACUUCAAAGUUAUUCACCAUUUACAACAUUAACUUGAAUUUUUUUUCUCUAAUUCCAUAUCUCCCUAGUCUCCUCCUUAGAUCUAUCAGAGCAUCAUUCUCUAUCAUCAAGGGCAGAGCCAAAGUUCAAUGUUUGGGGGUCGGGGUUUUUUUUAAUAUUUUGUUAACUCUUUAUAUUUUGGUUCUCCUGGGCCCUAGCAAGGAGGUCCUGUUUGCGCAAGGGCUGCAGUUUCCAUGGGUGGACGACCCAAUGUUGGUCGAGUUGCUUGUUUUACAGGACGCUAUGAUGUGGUGCCUCGCCCAAGAUUUCACGGCGGUCCGCUUUGAGGGGUACGCUAAGGUGAUCAUUGACAAAAUUAAUCGGGGUACCACUGCGUAUAACCAGAUGGGGGCCAUUCUGGAAGAAGUUGUACAUCUUUUCUCCUCGCAUGUUGGGUUUGCUAUUCAGUUUGUAGGUCGGCAAAACAAUAGGGUAGCCCAUUUGGUGGCUAGAAAAGCCCUCUCAUUGUACCCGACUAUGAGUCGUUUCUUCGAUUAUCAGGCCUGACUUAACUCUAGGAUGUAACUACGUAUGUUUCGAUCACUAUAUGAUUAUCUUUUGUAAAAAAAUAAAGGAAGAUGGCAUCGAAUCCGCUUCUGGGGGUGAAGCAAUGGAAUCAGAAGCUGUGUGAGGAGAUAACAAUGGUUUGAUUAGUUCAAGCGGUUUAUUUCACUCCUAAAUUCAAGACAUUCCUUCUCCCCUCUCAGUUGGCCUUUGCCAGCCACUAGAGCAAGUAAGAGGCACCUAGGAUCUAUAGUCAAAGAAAGAUGGAGGGACUGGUUGAAAGCGCCCACUAUGUUCUUAAACAAAGUGUAAUUACGUUGCAUAUUAAGUGUAUGUAUUGUUAGUAGCUAUGGCGAAAAAACAGAAGUUGUUUGUAUCAAGUGAUAAGUGAAUUGCUCAGUAGUGCUUCACCACUACCAUAGGUGACGGAAAUAGCUUAAUUGUAGAGGAUAGCCUUGCCAAGGCUGAGGUUUAGGGUUGAAGUCCUUGUUUCUUUCCCUGUCUUCUACUUUUACAUACCUUCUAGCCUGAGUAAUUGACUUUGCCCCUUCCGCUCCUCCAUUUAAAAAGAAAGUGGUUGUUCGCUCUUGAACAAAGUGGGACAGUAUCGUGGUAGAGCUCCUAUCCGUGAUUUGAAUGAUUAGAGUCACUCAAUAUACACCGAGAAAGAUACAUAAUAAAUUUCAAUUUCGUGU